AUGGAUUUAAUGAGAUCUAUAUACUGUAUUGCUGUUGUAGGUACCACUUCGAAAUAUAAGGCCUUGGAAAAUCAACUACAGAUGGCAAUUGCAGAUCGGAAUGAAGAUAAGUGCAAAAGCUUAAUGAUGACUUCGCCGGAGAGAGAACUUUUGCCAAUUCUCUGUACAGUCUUUCAGAAUGCUUUGUUUACAGAAAAGGAUGGAAUUAAAGAAGUAGUUUUCUCACAAAUAGCAAAGUUGUCGGCAGAUGUAAUUAAGAAAUUUCGAAAAUCUUCAAAUAACAUUCCAAAAAAUGCCAUCAUUUGGAUGGGAACAGAAUGUAACUGCGAUAAAACAAUUAGCCAACGAUAUAAGGAUUUACCGUGUUUUAACACACUUCCAGUAAUAGUUGUUGAAACCAAUGAGAGCAAAUCUAAAUUUGAUAAAUUCGAAGAAUUCUAUGGCUUUCCAAUUAGAGUUAUACAUCAAACUACAGACAAAACAGAAGAUAAUGAAGCAAAAACAGUACUUCACAAGGCAGUAGUAAAAUCAAAUGGGUGUAUAGUAAAUCACGAAAUACAUGCUAGUAUAGGCAAAUAUCUCUUCCAACGCCACUGUAAUCUAACAAUGAUCUGCCCGUCAAAGUGGAAAUCUACAGGAUUUAAUCAGAAAAUGAAGCAUGAAGUAGAAGAGAUUGACUGCGUUAAUUUAUUCUGUAAAAGAAAAGGUAUCGUUCCAAUUGGAGAGCAUCAUUUCCCACUGAAGAUUCAAGGUUUCCCCACAGAUGUGUUGAACGGUAGUUCUUAUCUAUCAGCAACAUUGAAAGUAGGAGAUAACAUGAAAUCUGAUACUGGAACUGGAACGCUAGGUGGAUUUGUAAAAUAUUACGGUGCAGAUACUUUUCUCACUUGCGCUCAUGUAAUUUUUGGGAAAGACAAUUUGCUCGAUCUUCAAAAAGACAAUAUACAUUUUGUGUGUCGAAAGAUGACAAACGAAGGAUCAGAGCCGGUUGAAUGCACCUUGAUACGACAUGCAUUGAAUUACGAUACAGUAACUGCGACAGAUAUAGCCGAAAUUGAAGUUGAAGAGCCAAUCGAAUCUCAAAGUACAAAUGUACCAGAAACAAGUGUUGAUGCUGCGAUGUUACUAAUUCAAACUGCCUCAGAUAUUUCAAACACAAUGGUUAACCUGAAACUUGUAUUGAAAGAUAAUGUCUCAUCCACAAAAAGAAAUCUAAAAAGCAUGGGAAUAAAAUCAAUUUAUUUGAAUGAAAACAAGCUGCCCAAUCCUGCUGUUAUACAAAGUAAAGCUGUUGCUCUAUCGGCUAUUACCGGAGAACAAAGGAAAGACAUUCAAGUAAAACAGGUAAAAGAACUUUUUAUACGCUAUUCAACUCAUGCAAGAUUGUCGAACAAUAUAACGGUUUAUAACCAACUAACCAUUGAGAAUAUGGACUUUCAAUCUGGCGAUUCUGGCACAUGCAUAUAUGCGAUAUGCCCCCGGAAAGAGGAUUCAGGGUGUAUAGGCAUGCUUAUUGGAAAAUCAACUUCCGGUCAAUUCGUUGUGACGCCAAUUGAUGAAAUACUCAAAGCUUUAGGAGUGCAUUAA
Messenger RNA from Mytilus trossulus (common blue mussel), 1587 nucleotides. RefSeq lists its product as uncharacterized. NCBI's taxonomy places the organism in Eukaryota, Metazoa, Mollusca, Bivalvia, Mytilida, Mytilidae. The transcript is spliced from 2 exons. The coding region runs from base 1 to 1587 and encodes 528 amino acids. The record is from RefSeq and is a predicted model, not a curated record.